GUUCGCUAAGAAAUUGAUGCAAGUGUUUCCGAACAUGGCGUCAAAUGAAAAUUUUUAGUGGACAUGAAAUCUAAAAAAGUUCUACAAUCAAAGUGAAUUAUAACUACUAUAAAGUUUAAAUAUAUAAUUAAGAAAUCGAAAUGAUGGAUGUUCCGCCUCCACCAAGAGAUUCCAGUCUGCGAAAUAUAAUUGACAAAUUGGCAGAAUUUGUUGCACGAAAUGGGCCCGAAUUUGAAAUGAUCACCAAACAAAAGCAGCAAGGCAAUCCAAAAUUUGAUUUUCUUUAUGGAGGCGAAUUCGCUGGUUAUUAUCAAUAUAGAGUGGUCGCAGAGCAAGCGUUUUUGAAACAACAAGGGGGUAUGCCGCAAACCUCUCCACAUCAUUCAACAUCAGUUCAUCAUAUGCCGCAUAAUCAAAAUCCACAAGCUUUAUCACCAGCUGUGCCUCAUCUUUUCACACAAGGUCCGCCGAAUCAGAUGCACAUAUCACAAACAACAGGAUUAGCACAAAACUCACAUGGCGGAAAUAAUUUCAGUAUGAAUUUACAGCAACCUCCACCAUCUUCCACUAACACUGCAAACAUAGCAAUAAAUAUAACUGGUCAAAUAGAAGCUAUUAACAUGCAACAAAACGCUUUACGGGAACAAAUUCAUCAGUCCGAAUCGAAUCUCUCCGCACAACAUUCGGCAAUGAUGGCACAACAAUCGAAGCAAGUCGAAGAGGCCAUUGAAACGGCACAAAAUACUCAUUUGGAAAAACAGGCCGAAGAGAAUAGCAUAGUGUUGCGAGAAUUUGACGGUAUACUGCAGCCAAUAAUUGAGUCUUGUACCAAGGAUAGCAUUUCAGCAGGCAAAAACUGGAUAUUACAGCAUUCAUCCGACAGCGCAAAAAGCAAUGUUGUUUUACAAUAUCUUUUAAAAAAGGCUUUGGUCAAUGGUUCAACGUUUCAACAAAAAUUGCAUCUUAUAUAUUUAGUAAAUGAUAUACUCCAUCACUGUGUGCGCAAGAACUCUCAUGAUCUGAAGAAUAAUUUGGAAAAUGUGGUCAUACCUAUGUUUUGCAGCGCAGAUUUAAUUGCCACGACAGAUCAGCGCAGCAAACUCACAAAGCUUCUAUCACUUUGGGAGUCAAAAGCGAAAUUUUUCGAUGCAUGCGUUAUAUCUAAGUUGCAGUCGCCCGACUCAUCGAUGCAGGAAUACAAAACGAAUUUGCAGAAUAUGCAUCAAGAUAUCGUCACUAAAUUCGCGCAAAGCACAAAGUCCACACUAGAGAAUUAUCAGAAACAGCAUCAAAUUUUCAUUCAGCAUGCAACGCAGCAAAUCACACAAUUGGAGCAGCAAAAACAGCAGUUGGAACAACAAAUGCUGGCUUCUGUGCUGCCAAAUGCAGCGGCGAUUUUGCCCCCAGCCGCAUCAUUACCUACACCACAACAACAACAGCCAGCUGUUCCCAAAAUUCCAUCACUGAUGGCGCAAAAGGUUUCAAUGCCAGAUGACGACGAUGAAAUUAUGAAACCACCGGGUGUUGACGAUGGAAAUUAUGGUGGCACUGGUGGUGGAGGCGCUGUUGAUUUCGGCAAUAACAACAGAAAUCAUCACUAUCAACAGCAACAACAACCGCAAAAGCAAAACUAUGAUAAUAGCAUCAAUUAUGGACAAACAAGCGGUCCACAACAAACUAAUUUCGCGCUGGAUAAUAUGGCUCCAACAAGCAGUGCAGGGAAUUUCUUCAUACCUGAUAUGUCAAAGCCACCUCCAGGUUUUGCUAGCGGUGCUAAUGCGCCCGUCAGCCAAAUGCCGAUCGGUUUACAACAACCAUUUGCUCCAAUGAACAACAUUCCGCAUGCCAACAACAACAAUAGCGGUGUAGGCGCUGGUAACAUUGACGGAGCUAAUCUUAAAGCCGCUGGGUCCAACAUAGACGUGGUGGCACUCAAUGCAGCCAUACAACUGGUUUUGAAACAGCAGAACCAACAAUUGCAAAAUUCUCAACAAAAUGUCGAAGGCGCCGGGCAACAUCUGACGCAUACAGACAUGGCGACCAAAAUGCCAGCACUGUCACAAGCUCCAAUGCCGCCACACCACAUGUUAGACAAUGAAGAGCUUCCAGCUGCGCAACUGGGCGUUGUGACGCCACAGACUGAAACGGAGGAACAGAAGCCAUCAGCGCCUUAUUAUGAUUUGCCAGCAGGAUUGAUGGUGCCAUUGAUACGGCUAGAUGACUACACAUACAAGCCGCUCGAUCCCUCGGAAAUCCGUUUGCCACCACCCGCGCCGCAAAGUGAGCGUCUGACUAAUGCAUUGGCGGCAUUUUACGCGCCACCUACACAUGAUCGGCCACGUGAUACUGAAGGCUGGGAAAAGCUCGGACUUUAUGAAUACUAUAAGGUGAAAAAUGUGGCGCGAAAGCAAAAGGAGGAGGAAAUACAAAAAGGUGAACGCGAGAAAACACGUUCACCCUCGCCGAUUGUUUUGGAAAAACCAAAAACGAAAAAACUUAAUAAACGAUGCUAUCGUUCCAAGAGUCGCAGUCGAUCCAAAUCACGCUCACCAUACCGUUCACCACCUCCUGCUCGUUCAUCUUCCGCACGUCGCAAUAAUCGCUAUAGCCAACGUAGUCGUUCACCUAGACGUUCGCCACCGAGAGAACGAAGUGAGCGCGAACGCGAUUCAUCUAGUAGUAGUCGGGAAAAUAGGCCAGAACGUGCCAAUCCACGACGUGAGCGAUCCGUCACUCCGCCUAGUUUCUUUGGUGGUAAUUUCCCGAAACCCAAUGAAUUUAUCGAAGAAACAAAUAAGGGUCAUCAAAUGCUAAAGAAAAUGGGUUGGGCUGGCUCAGGUACUGGUCUCGGCUCAAAACAACAGGGCAUUGAACAACCCAUCUCAGGAGGCGAAGUGCGCGAUCGAAAAGACAUGUUUAAGGGUGUUGGAAUUAAUAUGAAUGACCCCUUUGAGAAUUUCCGCAAAAAUAAGGGUGCCGCUUUCGUGCAUAGAAUGCGUGCACGAGAUGACAAAAGUUAAAUGAAUUGUUUUCUAUAUUCAUUAAAUAUUUAUAUAAAUUAAAAGGCUUAAAAUAUAAAUAAAGUUCAAUUAUUGUAACA
Messenger RNA from Zeugodacus cucurbitae (melon fly), 3100 nucleotides. RefSeq names its product calcium homeostasis endoplasmic reticulum protein (gene scaf6). The record is from RefSeq and is a predicted model, not a curated record. Lineage: Eukaryota; Metazoa; Arthropoda; Insecta; Diptera; Tephritidae. Gene Ontology annotation, biological process: intracellular calcium ion homeostasis; RNA processing. The transcript has 13 exons. Gene Ontology annotation, cellular component: perinuclear region of cytoplasm. Bases 141 to 3020 code for a protein of 959 amino acids. Gene Ontology annotation, molecular function: RNA binding.